Molecule: messenger RNA, 207 nt
Organism: Soboliphyme baturini
Lineage: Eukaryota; Metazoa; Nematoda; Enoplea; Dioctophymatida; Soboliphymatidae
Source: the annotation of a GenBank genome assembly
AUGGACAAAAUUGAAGAAAAAAUUAUUGCCCGUGACAAAUCGGCGUCAGACGGUCUGACCGUCGACGACGGAAAGUCAGCAAAAGUGUCAAAAACAAAACCUCGGGUUCGUGUCCAAGGCUCGGUGGUCGUCGUGGCUGUGGUAGCCCCGGCUUGCGUUAUGCCACCGGGAAAAACGGCCGAUCGUCGGUGGUCGUUGAGGGAAUAA